AUGAAACUAGGCGACGGCCAAGGCAACCAAUACAUCUCCUUCGUCUCCUCCUUCGUCUACGCGCUCCUAACCAACCGAAUCUUCCUUCUAUACACGGAUAUGGGGCCGGGGAAGGUGAUGUGCCCGCCGUUUGAGGGCAUGGGCGAGCGGUGGCAUCUGUUCAAUGGGAGUAUGCAGUCCGUGGACCUUUACCUUUCGUCCGUGGUGGCGCGCAAAGGGAUGCAGUUCUUUCCAGAGCGGUUGGAUGUGCUGGUUAAUGGUACCAGUGGCACGAAUGGCACCAUGCCCGCCCCGACCAUAGCCAACAUCCCCAUAUACCACAACACGCCAAACACUUCCCUCUUUUUCUGCGAGUCAGAGCAAGCCUUCCUGGCCACCAUCCCCUCGCUCAUCCUCCUCUCCAACCAAUACUUCCUCCCGGCGCUCCUCCACGUGCCCUCCUUCCGCCGCCACCUCAACGACCUCUUCCCCUCCGGCCGCAUCUUCCAAACUGUCUCGCAGCUCAUCAUGUUCCCAAAGAAUUCAAUCUGGGCGGCAGUGACGGAGAAUAUCCGAGCCCGCGCGCUCCCGGCGGGCGCUCGCAUCGGGCUGCAGUUCCGGCAUGCUUCGGAGCUAGCCAUGCGCCAUGCGGUCAUGUGUAUCACCCGCCUGCAGCAGCACCCCGUGCUUGUGGAGGCUCGGGCGAAGAAUGGAGCGGCGGGAGGUGCAGGGGGUGCGGGGGCGGAUGCUGCUGGGGGAGGGGGGACUGGGGGAGGUGGGGCUGUUGGGGUGGUAACUGGGGGAGCUGGGGUGGAGGCAGGUGGUGUGGGGAACGGAGGAGAAGGAAGGGACGGCCUGGGGGGGUUAUCUGGUGGGAGUGGGACUGUUGUCGGCUCGGAUAUCAUUCUCACCUCCCCUGCCUCCACCUUUGGUUAUCUCCUCUCUUCUCUCUUCGGCCGCCCGUCUUUCUUUGUCGCGGCUAGCUGCCAACAGAUGCCACUCGAGCCUUGCUUCCAGCACCCUCCGCAUGGGUUCAAGUGUCCCAGUGGGGAGGUUAUUGGGGAUGCAGAGUCGUAUAACAGAUCGGAUCCAAAUUUACCAUUUGAGCGCUGUCCUGAUAAUGUUAAUGGAUUGUCCCUUAUUGUGGGGCAUUAA
Messenger RNA from Closterium sp. NIES-65, 1134 nucleotides. The record is from the annotation of a GenBank genome assembly. Lineage: Eukaryota; Viridiplantae; Streptophyta; Zygnematophyceae; Desmidiales; Closteriaceae.